AUGACGCUGGGCUGCAGGUUUACGUGCUUUGCUCGUUUACGGUAGUGGUAGAAAGCUUCGAAGGGCGAGCUUUUAAACAGCCUAGCUGGUUUGGAAAGUUUAAAGACUUGUUAAAAACCAAGCAGCUAAGUUAUCUGUCUGCAGAUCUAGGGUUUUACCAUCACACCGACUAGCUGGGACAGUGGAGUUUAGCUGCUUUGCCAGCUAGUAGCCAUAUAUAUUUUUUUAUUUCCUGGAGCAGAGACGGAGUAUUUAUCUUCUCCAGGCUUUAUGCAGAGGAAGCUUUUCCACUUCAGUCUGCUUUCCUAAAGUUUAGAGUUGAGAGGCAGCAUACCGAUUAGAGAAGCUUACUGGUAACCCUGGAUCACGGCUCUGAGACCGCCGCCGCUCAAUAUGUGCUGUCAAGGUCAGCCAUGCAUCUGAGGCCCUAUCCGAAGCUCCUGCGCUCAGAGUUGCAUUUGGAUGCAGCUGCAGUUCAGACGUCCUCUCAGAGGAGCCAGCAGGAGGUGCUGAGGAAGAAGAUGUCCAGUGAGCGGAGCAGCCGUUCGCCUUUACGUUUAAUCUCCACCAACACCCUCUGCUGUGGCGCCCCCCCCUCACCGACCAGCAGGUACCACCCAACUCUGGGUCCGUGCCAGAACACGGCGGAGGAUGGCGAUACAACGCUGAACAUGUGGACCGUCAUCAAACCAGGACACGUGCGUGAGAAGAUUGCCAUCUUCGCUUCAGAGGGGAGGCUGACGGACGGGACUGAGGACGGCGCACGCGGCUCGGAGAGCUAUUUGAGCCGCUGCAAUGCAGCAGGGAUGACGUGUGUGAGCAGCGGCGCUCUGUCGGGGCAGUUCCGUGCCGUGAAGGCAAAGGGAAGCUGGGAGGAGAACAGCUCUGCCAAGAGGCGCCGCAGGUCCCUCAACAACCAGAAGCAUCAGCUGGACCAGAGCAGCCGUAUCAUGAGCGAACAGCUGUGUGACUUCAGAGCAAAGCCGAGGGGUUCAAAGUCAGCCGGCGGGCCGUGUGGGGAAGCGCCGCCGUCGGCAGAGCAGGAGCAGAAGGUUUCGGUUGUGGACAUGGUGGCUUUCCUGGAGCACAGAGCGAGCGAGCUUCAGCCGAACCUCAAACCUCUGCUGAAUAUCCAGAGGAGCUGCACCACCAUCACCCUGUCCAAAACCAUCCGGCCAGAGAUCAGGGAGGGGGAGGAGCCAGAGAUCGUCAGGGUCUCAGAAAUGGUGGCCAAGCUGGAGUCGGAGUGUCUGAGGAGCUGCGAGACCAGUCUGUCCAGGAGCAACAGCCUAAAGAGGACAGUGGGCCGAGUCCUCCUCGCUGCAGGGCAGAAAAGCUUCAGCCCACAGCCAGAAACCUCCCCGGUAACAAAGGGUUCUUCAUCACCAUCACCAUCAUCACCACCUGAGCCUCUGAGCAGCAGCGAGAACCCUAUUAGUUCAUCACACACAGUCAGAGCGGAGCCCCCAGCCGCAGCGGCACCUUCAGGGGUCUCUGCACUGCAUUCAGGUGAUCCUACUGGGAAGGUUUCAGAAGAGACGGCAGCCACCCCCCCACCCCCUCAGUCUGAGGAGCAGGAGCCCCUGCCCGGCCUCCUGUUUCUCUCUCCUGAUGAGACAGAGUCAAACCUCUGCGCUCCUCAUCACAGGACAAGCUUCUACCUCCAGCCGACCCUUCCUCCUGCCUCUCCCGUCAUCAGCCCCCUUCCCCAGUCGGAGAAGAACUCUCGCUCUGCCGCAGUGCCUCUUGGCAGGAGUCCCUCGGCGUCGCAGGACUUCCUAAAAGUGCGGCAGAGGCUGCAGCAGCUGCUGGCGCCUCAGUCGUACCUGCUGCUGCUCCCCCAUCACCUGUUGGUGAACAUGUUCCUGCUGCUGCCCACGCAGAGCCUCGCUGCACUCAAGUGCACCUGCAGCUACUUCAAGUUCAUCAUCGAGAACUACGGCGUGCGCCCCGCCGACUCGCUCUGGGUGUCCGACCCCCGCUACCGUGACGACCCCUGCAAACAGUGCAAAAAGCGUUACUGUCCAGGGGACGUGUCCCUGUGCCGCUGGCACCACAAGCCUUACUGCCAGGCUCUGCCCUACGGGCCAGGCUUCUGGAUGUGUUGCCAUGGUGCCCAGAGGGAUGCACCUGGCUGCAACGUGGGUCUCCAUGACAACCGCUGGGUGCCUGCAUUUCACAGCAUCAAUGUGCCAAUUUAUAAGAGGAACUAUAGCCAUGAAAGCUGAAUGAUUGAGUGUUUGUGUGAAGCCUUAAGUCCUUCCGCUGUCAUCAGCUGACGCCUUCAGUCUCUAACAUUUUACUUUUUACUGAAAUGAUUUCCAGCACCAGAUCUGUUCUGUCCCGAAUAAAGCAUGUUAAACCAAAAUAGAUCAGGCUGUUGCUCUGAGAUGCAAACUUUGGUGCUGCAGCGGCCUGUCCAACUGCUUCUACCCGCUGUGUGCAUUCAAGCGGAUUCAGCUCGGUUCUGUUCAUAUUCGGCAGAACCGGGUCGUUAUAUCUUUUUUUCUGGACGUUGAGGGAUGUGUUAAAGUCACUUAUGUAAAAGCUUUUUUUUAUUUAGGAGUAAAACUCGGGUCACCUGUUCAUUUUUUUUGUUUGGGAAUAAAAAUUUCUUUUUUUUUUUUUUACACAUUUUAACCAGAAAAAUCCCAGGAUUAAGAUAUCCAAGCAGCUGAGAACAGAUUUGUGUUCUACAUGUUUUGAGUUGCUGUAUGAAAUGUGGCGCCCCCUACCUCUCAGGUCGCCACCUUUCAGAUUUCUUCUGUUUUUUUUUUGUUAAUUGAUCACUGAUCAACAGAUUGGACUUUUAUCCAGAGGAGAGAGGAUUCAGAGCCAGGACUCUUCUGUAAACCAGAUUUCUGAGAACUGUUGCAAAAAUGGAGCUUAGAUCAAUUGGCUAGCUGGGCUGGUAACAGCGGGGCAGGAAGUCAGAACAUUCAACUUCUCAGCUGGUUUUAAAUAACUGAUGUGAGGAAAUGAUCUGUUCAUACCAUAGGAACAAAUGGUAUAAGCAAAUCAACAGGAGAGCAUGUAAAGCUUCCAAAGUAGAACGUGAUCCCAAACACACCAUGUUUGUUUUUGCAUAGGAUUUGUUUGAGUGCUUCCAUUAGCUGACGGAUAAUCAUUUUAUCUCUUUGUAGGACGUGGAGAAAUGUGGCCUUGGGUCUUUGAGACGAUGCAAUAUGGAAAAAACUUGACAGUAAAGAUUAUUUUAAAAAGCUCUAAAAAAAAAAAUAAAAUAAAGCAUAAUAGAAGAUGUGAACGUAAAGUUUGUUUGCUGGGUUAUGUCUGCUGCCUCUGAAA
This is a messenger RNA of Cyprinodon tularosa, 3306 nucleotides long. It is a transcript of the gene fbxo34, whose product is annotated as F-box protein 34. The record is from RefSeq and is a predicted model, not a curated record. Gene Ontology annotation, molecular function: protein binding. The transcript is spliced from 3 exons. Lineage: Eukaryota; Metazoa; Chordata; Actinopteri; Cyprinodontiformes; Cyprinodontidae. Bases 414 to 2228 code for a protein of 604 amino acids.